Bufo gargarizans (Asiatic toad) is the source of this 1761-nucleotide messenger RNA. RefSeq lists its product as uncharacterized. NCBI's taxonomy places the organism in Eukaryota, Metazoa, Chordata, Amphibia, Anura, Bufonidae. Bases 748 to 1761 code for a protein of 337 amino acids. The transcript is spliced from 12 exons. The record is from RefSeq and is a predicted model, not a curated record. Gene Ontology annotation, cellular component: nucleus.
CGGUUGUGUGCAAGAGGCCUGAGGGUAUGUUCACAAUGUUGCAGAAUCACUGCAGAUUAUGCUGCCAAUGUUGCACGGGGUGAAAUCCACAGCAUAAAUUGGCACGCUGCAGAUUAAGGGCUCAUGCACAUGACGCGGUCCGCAAAACACAAAUACCCGCCAUGUGUGUUCUGCAUUUUGCGGAACCAAACAUCUGGUCCCUAAUAGAGUUCUAUCCUUGAUCCUAAUGCGGACAUGUUGUAUUUGUUUGCAGAUGCCAUGGAACGGACAUACGGAUGCAUCUUUUGGGUCCACAUCUCACAGAUCGGAUGCAAAGAUUACGUUUGUGUGAAUGAGCCCUUAGGGCAGACACUCAUUCACUUUGCUGGUCACCACUGCAGCAUGUAACGCACCCUAACCCUAAGCCAUGUUCACACACGAGGGUAUAUUGUGCAGUCAGGGCUUCUGCCGUUGUGAUGUGGCGCACAGAGCCUGCGACUUCCCCCACUGCCGGCGGCCGCACAGACGUGAUUGUGUAAUAGAAACUGGGAGGGAAUCCAGAGAAACGAAAGUGAAGUCCUGGGAGAAGAGGCUGCAGCUGCACCCGGACUCCUCCGCCAGACCUGGAAGAAGAGGCUGCACCCGGUCUCCUCCGCCAGACCCGGGAGAGGCUGCGGCUGCACCCGGACUCCUCCGCCAGACCCGGGAGAGACUGCACCCGGACUCCUCCGCCAGACCCGGGAGAGGCUGCACCCGGACUCCUCAGCCAUGUCCCCGCCGAACACCUGCGCCUUCUGCCAGGCGGCAAAGGAGAAUGAAGUGACCGGAGAGAUGCAGAGGACUCCGGACGGGACGAUAGUGGCGCACUACAACUGCAUGCUAUACUCCCCACAAGUGAUAUCAAUAGAUUCACAAGAGGAUAUACAAGGAUUUAAUUUUGAUAUUGGCUCUGUGCAACGUGAAAUAGAAAGAGGGCAAGAGCUGAGAUGUAAUUUAUGUAAGAAGCGAGGAGCGACUGCCGGCUGUGAUGUCAUAUCUUGUAGGAGAACAUAUCACUAUCCGUGUGUACUAAAAGCUAAAGGUUCUUCUUAUCCCCAAAAAUUUGUUGUAUAUUGUUUUCACCAUACAAGGGAAAAAAAUGCUAAUGACUCAAAGGACAUCCAUGGAAAAGCUAAAAAGUGUAUACAGAGAUACAACAAGAAAAGGUGGCAGAAAAUGGUUGGUAAAGUAAGGAAGAACAAUAUAAAGAAGCAGCAUGAUGAUAGUGCUGCCAUGCAGAAUGUGCAUCCCGAAGAACGGUCAGAAGACUUCAUUUUAGCUAUUCAUUCAACUGUUGAAAUAGAAGACAGUGAGGAAGUUCGCCCCUCCUCGUCUGGCCAACACAUGAGCUCGGGCACAGCUUCAGGAGAAAGUGGCACAGCUUCAAGAGAAAGUGGCACAGCUUCAGAAGAAAGUGGCACAGCUUCAAGAGAAAGUGGCACAGCUUCAGAAGAAAGUGGCACAGCUUCAGAAGAAAGUGGCACAGCUUCAGAAGAAAGUGAUUCUAUACUGAAUCCAAAAGUGAAUAAAGUUUUCUCUCUCAGUGGAUUUCCAAAAAGAAAAAAGUAUCAUUCAAAAAGGAAACGUAAUGAGAAGCUUGAAGAGGUUCUGCAGACUAUGGGAUCAGAGGACAAGGCAGCUUUAUCUCAAAUAUAUUCAGAGUUUGGAGGUAAGCGGAGACAUUUUCACAAUGCUCUUUAUGUAAAUAAUCUCAUGAAAAUCUCUGUAUACAUCAGAUGUUAA